Molecule: messenger RNA, 995 nt
Organism: Anguilla rostrata (American eel)
Lineage: Eukaryota; Metazoa; Chordata; Actinopteri; Anguilliformes; Anguillidae
Gene: sdhaf2
Product: succinate dehydrogenase complex assembly factor 2
Exons: 5
Coding region: 50-541 (163 amino acids)
Biological process (GO): protein-FAD linkage; tricarboxylic acid cycle; mitochondrial electron transport, succinate to ubiquinone
Cellular component (GO): mitochondrion
Source: RefSeq, a predicted model, not a curated record
CGCUCAGCGAAAGCGCAUUGAGGCCGAUGUGAGGAGAAGGAAAAGAAGAAUGUUUUCUGCCAUUACUGUGAACAAAGUUGUCAGUGGCCUUUGCCGGACAUCAUGGCAACGGGCUGUGUUGGGGACAGUUUCAACCCGUGGUUACCGAGGUGAUGCACCUGAUGACUCUGGCAAUGACCUCAUAGAGAUUCCCCUGCCCCCGUGGCAGGAGAAGCCUGGCGAGACGCUUGACAUCAAAAGGCGGCGGCUCCUGUACGAGAGCCGCAAGAGAGGCAUGCUGGAGAACUGCAUCCUGCUGAGUCUGUUUGCCAAGCAGUACCUGAACACCAUGACGGCGACCCAGCUGCAACAGUACGACAAGCUGAUCAACGAGCCUAGCAACGACUGGGACAUCUACUACUGGGCCACAGGGGCCCACCCCACGCCCCCGGACUACCAGAGCGAGGUGAUGGACUUGCUGCAGGAGUUCACCAAGAACCGGGACCAGGAGCAGAGGCUGAGGGCCCCCGACCUGGAGUACCUGGACACCGGGAAACAGUGACCGACGCCCCGGCUCUCGUCCGGAGGCUACGCGCGGCGCGCGCAGAGCCGCUGGUUAAUAUCGCCACGCGAUGUCCUUUUUCCGACGUCCUUGUAAAUAUUUGUAUUCGUCGACGUGUACGGAAUCCCGUUAACACGCCUGCCCGAUCGGCACCUCUCGGUUUCGCCUGCGCAGCGGCGGCGGUGUUAGCGAGGUUCAUAAAAAAACGCACCUCAGACGGGGAGCGUUUUUUUUUUUUUUUUCCCUUGCUCGUUCUCGCCGAACGCGGAAAGCCGUUGUUGUUGGGCAGCAGCGGUCCGCGGGGCCUUUGUGUUUAACAACCUCGACGCUGAGAGACUGUUUUACGGAAUGAUUGACGCCCUACCUUCAGGGCUUUAAAUUCGACGGAGUGCAGCGAGCAGGAAAGACAGCUCUGCUCUGUAUCGCUGUGAAAUAAAGCUUUCUUUGUUCUGGG